UCCGUGUUAAACCAGUAAAGAUGAGACAGAACGCAUGGUGGCGCUGCAGGUUAAGGUGAUAAAAAAAGAGACUUGCCUUAAAAACAGUAGCUCCAGUAUCCAGCUAGUUUCACACUGCCUAGAAGCUGCCUGAAGAAUAGCUUUCUCAGCCAGAGCGAAAGUAAGUGUGAAGCCUCUCUAAAACUAUAUUUAGUGACAAAGCUCUGACCUGCGAGGGCUACCAGGAUCUUGGGCAUAUAUGAAGCUCCUGUGAACCCAGUUGUCAGGAAAGAGCAAUGGAGACUGGACGGAUGCACAAUCGCAGACAAAGGCAAGUCCUAGUUUUCUUUGUUUGCCUGAGCAUGUCUUGGGGGAGCGCUGAUUUGGGGCCCUAUUCAGUGGUGGAAGAAACAGAGAGAGGCUCCUUUGUGGCAAAUUUAGCAAAAGACCUGGAGUUGGGGUUGACAGAGAUGGCUACUCGAGCGGUCCGGAUCAUUUCCCAGGGGAACAAAGAGCAUUUGCAGCUUAACGUUCAGACGGGGGAUUUGCUCCUAAAUGAGAAGCUAGAUCGAGAGGAGCUAUGCGGUCCAACUGAGCCUUGCAUACUACAUUUCCAAGUAUUAAUGCAAAAACCUUUAGAGAUAUUCCAGGCAGAACUGAGGGUGAAGGACAUCAAUGACCAUUACCCCGUGUUCAAUGAAAGAGAAAUUAUUCUAAAAAUACCAGAAAACAGUCCUACAGGAACUGCAUUCCCUCUGAGUAAUGCUCUGGACUUGGAUGUAGGCAGCAACAAUAUUCAGAACUAUACAAUCAGCCCCAACUUCCAUUUCCGGGUUAUAACCCACAAUCGCAGCGAUGGCAGAAAAUACCCUGAGCUGGUGUUGGACAAAGAGCUGGAUCGGGAGGAGGAGCCCGAAAUCUCAUUAACGCUGACAGCGCUGGAUGGCGGCUCUCCACCAAGGUAUGGGACCACCCAGGUUCUCAUUGAAGUGAUGGACAUCAACGAUAAUGCCCCUCAGUUUCAGCAGUUGCUCUACAAGGUGAAUAUUCCCGAAAACAGCCCCGUAGCCUCCCUGGUUGUCACUGUUUCUGCGAACGAUGUAGACAGUGGACUCUAUGGGAAAAUAUCAUACACAUUCUUUCAGCCCUCUGAAGAUAUUAGUAAAACUUUGGAGGUAAAUCCAAAGACAGGCGAAAUUCGACUAAGAAAACAAGUAGACUUUGAAACAGUUCUCUCUUAUGAAGUGGACGUCAUGGCCACUGAUGGGGGCGGCCUCUCAGGAAAAUGCACUCUUCUCCUGCAGGUAGUGGAUGUGAAUGACAAUCCUCCGAAAGUGACAGUAUCUGCACUUACCAGCCCCAUCCCAGAGAACACCCCUGAAAUUGUAGUUGCUGUUUUCAGUGUUUCAGAUCCUGACUCUGGGAACAACGGGAAAACAACUUCCUCCAUACAAGAUGACCUACCUUUUCUUCUAAAACCUUCAGUCAAGAACUUCUACACCUUAGUAACGGAGAGAACACUGGACAGAGAGCAAAGAGCCGAGUACAACAUCACCAUCACCGUCACUGACAUGGGAACCCCCAGACUGAAAACCCAGCACAACAUAACCGUGCUGGUGGCCGACGUCAACGACAACGCUCCCGCCUUCACCCAGACCUCCUACACCCUGUGGGUCCGCGAGAACAACAGCCCCGCCCUGCACAUCGGCACCGUCAGCGCCACAGACACAGACGCGGGCGCCAACGCCCAGGUCACCUACUCGCUGCUGCCGCCGCCAGACCCACACCUGCCUCUCGCCUCCCUCGUGUCCAUCAACCCCGACAACGGCCACCUCUUCGUCCUCACGUCCCUGGACUACGAGGCCCUGCGAGCCUUCGAGUUCCGCGUGGGCGCCGCCGACCGCGGCUCGCCCGCGCUCAGCAGCCAGGCGCUGGUGCGCCUGCUCGUGGAGGACGCCAACGACAACGCGCCCUUCGUGCUCUACCCGCUGCAGAACGCCUCGGCGCCCUGCACCGAGCUGGUGCCCAGGGCGGCCGAGCCCGGCUACCUGGUGACCAAGGUGGUGGCGGUGGACGGCGACGCGGGCCAGAACGCCUGGCUGUCGUACCAGCUGCUCAAGGCCACGGAGCCCGGGCUGUUCGGCGUGUGGGCGCACAACGGCGAGGUGCGCACGGCGCGGCUGCUGAGCGAGCGCGACGCGCCCAAGCAGCGGCUGGUGGUGCUGGUCAAGGACAACGGCGAGCCGCCGCUGUCGGCCAGCGUCACGCUGCACGUGCUGCUGGUGGACGGCUUCUCGCAGCCCUACCUGCCGCCCCCGGAAGCGGAAGCGGCGGCCGCGGCGCCGGCCGACCCGCUCACCGUCUACCUGGUGGUGGCCUUGGCGUCGGUGUCGUCGCUCUUCCUCUUCUCGGUGCUGGUGUUCGUGGCGGUGCGGCUGUGCAGGAGGGGCGGGGCGGGCUCGGCGGGUCGCUGCCCGGUGCCCGAGGGCCACUUCCCGGGCCACCUGGUGGACGUCAGCGGCACGGGGACCCUGUCCCAGAGCUACCAGUACGAGGUGUGUCUGAUGGGAGGAACUGGGACGAAUGAGUUCAAAUUCUUGAAGCCAAUUCUCCCCACUGUUCAGGCACAAGAUCCUGGGAGAAAUAGUAAUGAAAAUCCCACAUUUCGAAAUAGCCUUGGAUUUAAUUUUCAGUAAAAUUCUUUCUAUAUGCUCAGGUAUUUUUGAAGUGUUAUGCAACUAUAUCAAUAUUAGUUUAGUUUUAUUACUCCAAGUUAAUUUAUUUUGCAACUUAAAGCUUUAUUUUAAAGUACUCUAUGAUUUUACAAUGUUAUUUCAUCCUUUUUUUCCCCCAUUAAACAGGUUAGGUGUAAUCAGUACCCCAUCUAAAUAAUAGUUUGUAUGUUUGGUUCCUUCAAAACGUACAAGAGUUUAGUACUAUUUUCAUUCUAGAAAACUGGUUGAUUUUUUCCCUAGUACAUUUCAUAGACUGCAUCUCAUUAUCCUAUACACUUACAGUACCUCCUUUACCUAAGAGGACAAACCUGCAUGUCUUGACCUUACUAAAACAUUUCUUUAAUCAUGAUAAUAAACUGUAUCAUCUAGCUCUAAAUGAUAUUUUAAAAGAAAUAUCUCUCUAUUAUUCUGCUCAUGAUAAAAUGAAACAUCAUUGGUGGGAUUCCCUGGUGGUCCAGUGGUAAGGACCUAGAGCUUUUACUGUCUGCACCUGGGUUCUUCACUGGUCAGGAAAUUAAGAUCUGCCAAGCUGCCUGUGUAGCCAAAAACAUCCCAACCAACUUAAACAAACAAACCAAAACCAUGAAGCAUCAUUUUGUGAGCAACAUUAUAAUAUCCUUGUGUUCAUAUCAGAAGAUUUAGGGACCAGGGACUCCCUGGUGGCUCAGAUGGUAAAAAGUAUGCCUACAAUGCGGGAGCCCCGGGUCGGGAAGAUCUCCUGGAGAAGGAAAUGGCAACCCACUCCAGUAUUC
This is a messenger RNA of Cervus elaphus (red deer), 3466 nucleotides long. Its product is annotated as protocadherin beta-16-like. NCBI's taxonomy places the organism in Eukaryota, Metazoa, Chordata, Mammalia, Artiodactyla, Cervidae. The record is from RefSeq and is a predicted model, not a curated record. Bases 276 to 2675 code for a protein of 799 amino acids. Gene Ontology annotation, cellular component: plasma membrane. Gene Ontology annotation, biological process: homophilic cell-cell adhesion. Gene Ontology annotation, molecular function: calcium ion binding. The transcript is spliced from 2 exons.